AAGUCUCUGAUUCUAUUUACGAGUGCAUGGUUUGGACUGACUUAGUUGGAGAGCUAUACAACGCGAAAGGACAUCCCGUAUUACUUCCCUGACAUGGCGGGAAACUUAAAGGAAAAAGUUCUGCAUUUCAAAAAGGAGUUUAGUUCUCAUUUCUUCACAUGCCUGGGACUUUGCUUUCUAGCCUAUGUACCUUGGGCAUUUGGCUAUUUACAGUUGAGCUUCGCAUGGAUUAUUUUGUUGUUAUCGUUCGGUGCUUUCUUGCAGUCUGGUCACCUGUUAAACCAACGACAAAGGAGACUCCAUAAAAACAUAAACGACGAGAAUGAUAUUAAAGAUAUAUGGCCCUCCAUGCCAUCUUGGAUUUACUUCAGCGAAGAGGAACACGCGUUAUGGGUCAACCGAAUACUCGACCAAAUGUGGCCUUACGUCGAAGAUAUGGUUCAGGCAAUACUAAAACAAUCAGUGGAGCCGGCCAUACAACAAAGUCUACCCGGGCCUUUACAGUGCCUACGCUUCGACAAGAUCUCUCUCGGACAAAUACCUCCAUACAUCACCAACUUUAAAACAUACCGUGUUUGCAACUCUAAGCGAGAUGAUGAAUUUAUCAUGGAUCUUGAUGUAGUAUACAACGGUGAUGCAGACUUUGUUUUAGCGGUCAAAAAAGUUAAACUUGGUGUUUCGGAUUUUCAACUUCAUGGGUCACUUCGUGUUAUUCUAAAGCCCUUGUUACCAGACUUCAAUCCCGUGGGCGGUGUGACGGUAUUUUUUCUAAACCGACCUAAGAUAUCUUUUGAUUUAACAAACUUGCUCAGUGUGCUGGACAUUCCUGGGAUAAAGAGUACAUUGUUGGAUAUCACAGAAGAUGUUGUUGCUUCGUUUGUUGUCCUUCCCAAUAGAAUCGCUGUCCCUCUCUCCCUCAAUGUUGAUGCGGCAGACCUGCAAUACCCGAUUUCCGAUGGUGUCAUACGUGUUCAGUUAAUCGAGGCUAAAGACUUGAUCAAAGCUGACAUGGCUAUUAUUAGUGAAGGGAGUUCUGACCCUUAUGCAAUUCUCGAAGUUGGCGCGCAAAAGUUUCGCACAAAAACCAAAAAAUCCAACUGCAACCCCGUUUGGAAAGAAACUUUUGAAGCAUUCAUUGACAACACGGAAGGACAAGAACUGUUUGUAAAAGUCUAUGAUGAAGAUAUUGCAUCGAGUGACGAGAAAAUCGGCGAAGUAGACCUCCAGGUGGCCAGAGUUUUUGAAAAAGGAAUCUCGGAUCUUUGGCUACCACUGGAAGGUGUGGAUGAAGGGAAAAUCCACAUGAAGUUGACAUGGUUUGCUUUAAGUUCAAACCCAGAAGAUCUCAGACAAGCGACACCGAUUAACCCAACAGUUGCAGCCGUCUUUGUUAAAAUAAUAUCGGCAGUUGAUCUGCCUAAAGACCUUAGAGAUGAAGAAGACCCAAAGAUGUUGCUAUGCGACGUCAGCGUGUGCAAGACAACACAGAAAACAUAUCCAGUUAGCAGCGUUACACCGACAUGGAACCAAGGCCUGCGUUUCCUCGUGAGCAAUCCACGUACUCAAACGGUAAGAAUUAACAUGAUGGAAGACGACAAGCUCCUGUGCCAUGUGAAGUUCGACCUUAAGCGCAUCGAGAAUGUCCCUGGUAUGACACAUGAGGGAGCAUUUCCACUGAUAGGACCAGGCUUUGAGAGAAGUGCUCUUAAAUGCAAAGUGGUUCUUCGAGCAAUGAAAGCAACACAAGUAGAAGAACCAGAUGGCAAUAGCUGCAAAGAGGUGGAGAAUGCGACUAACGACACUUUAAAUCAAAGAAAACUUAGAAAGAGUCUCCCUGGGCGCUUGAAUGCAUCCGUUCCUCAGUUAUCUGAGACAGAAGUAGACAGUGAAGGUCAAGGAAGGCUACAUUUCCGAAAGGACGCAUCAAGCUCAUCAAUGACCAGCAGUACCUGCGGAAUGAGCUCACUAACAUCCUUGGAACAGUCUACAGAGGAACUAACAUCCCGAGGGGAAGUCAAGUUGGGUCUAAGAUACGAUCACUCUAAGAAUAGACUGAUAGUAGUGAUCAUAAGAGCCGACGGGUUGAAGUCCCGCGAUGCAACAAACAGAACAAAUCCUUACGUGAGGUUAUACCUUCUCCCUGACAAAACCAAAAAGUCGAGGCGAAAAACCGCUGCAAGUCGUGGCAACGUGAAUCCAGUUUUUAAUGAGACUUUUGAGUACGAUGUAGGGUUGGAGGAACUUAAAGACAGGGAGCUGGACUUGGUCGUGAAGAACGCGAGGCCUGGGUUCAAUGUUCGACGAGGCUGGAAUAUGAUUGGUGGAACGACUAUUCAAUUGUCAGAGCUUGCUUUAUCUUCUGGAAUAACCAUGACAUGUGAGCUUAAAAAGAUAAUCACUGGAGUCUGGGUUUAUCGACAAAGCAUCAUGGAGAAGACGAACGAGCUAACUCCGAGACCCUUCUACAAGCGAAUUUAUCAUAAAAUUCGCUACAUGUCGAAGAAUGAAAUGAUGGAGUUUGGUCGUUUCUUCGCAGUCACGUUCUCUCUAUGGCUCGUAGGCUACAUGCACUUCAGCUUUGCCUGGAUUGUUAUGAUUGUGAUGAUCUUCGUCAGCUGGCAGUUCGAGAUAGACAAGAAGAAAAAGCAUCGCAAGAACUUGGAAAAAGCCCACAUGUCUUCGUUUUUCCACAAGUUCGAGAAUAUGCCUUCGUGGGUUUAUUUCUCCGACAAAGAACACGCUGAAUGGAUAAAUAAAAUGCUCGUUCAAAUGUGGCCUUUUCUCGGGGACAUGGUGUGUGACAUCCUAAAGAAUACGGUCGAGCCAGAGAUGCAAAAGAACCUUCCCAAAGCCCUGCAAACCCUGUACUUUGAUAAGAUAACUCUUGGUAAUCAACCUCCAGCUAUCAUGAGUGUUUCAUCAUAUGACUCAAGGGAGAAGGCUGGUUGCUUUAUAAUGGAUCUUGAUUUCAAGUACAACGGCGACGCACAGGUCAAGCUCUCAGUGAAAUCUGUGAAACUUGGAUUGACCAAUUUCCAGCUUCAUGGAGUCUUAAGAGUGAUCUUCAAGCCAUUGGUUUCCGAGUACAAUCCAAUUGGUGGAGUUACUGUCUUUUUCCUGAAUCGUCCAAAGACAAAAUUCGAUCUGACCAACUUGCUGAAUGUUCUAGACUUCCCGGGACUGAAGAGCACGCUCAGAGGAAUUGUUGAUGACACCAUUGCCUCGCUGGUCGUGCUGCCCAAUCGUAUAGCAGUACCGUUAGCUGAAGGUGUUGAUGGCAGUGAUCUACAGUACCCGAUUCCUGAGGGUGUCCUGCGAGUUAAAGUGAUCGAAGCGCGUGAUUUGAUAGCCAAGGAUUUUGGCAUCGGAAAGAAAGGAAAGUCCGACCCCUAUGCGAUCCUUCGAGUAGGCGCGCAGAGCUUCCAUACCAAAGUUAAGAACAAUGAUCUUAACCCAACUUGGAACGAGACCUUCGAAGCCUUUGUCGACAACAGCGAAGGGCAAAACAUAGAACUGACUGUAUGGGACGAGGACACCUCAAGCAAAGAUUCCAAGAUCGGUUUCAUCGAGACUGCAAUCGCAAGUGCUGUAGAGCAAGGCAAGCAUGACGUGUGGCUGCCUUUGGAGGGCGUCAAACAAGGAAGGAUCCACUUGUUCUUAUCCUGGUUUCCGUUGAGUACCAAUCCUGCUCACCAACAGGUUGCAGAACACCAAGAUGACUCCGUAGCUGCUCUGUUUGUCAAGGUGAUCAAUGCCAGCCAGCUUCCUGUCAAUAAAGACCCCACUCUAAACAGUAUCUUCUGCGAAGUCACAGUCGUCGGGACCACCCUUAAAACCUUUACUGCCUAUGGGGAGAAGACAGAAUGGAAACAAGGACUCAGUUUUCUCUUGAAGAAUCCAGAAACAAGUGAAGCCAAGAUCCGAGUCAUUGAAUCUAAAGGGAAUCGAUGCCUUGGCGUCAUGAAGUACACCAUCCACGAUUUACUGCAGAAGCGUGGAAUGAGCGAAGAGAAAGCCUUUGCGCUCGAGGAAUCCGGGGACAAGAGUACUCUUGCUUGUCGACUGACACUACGGAUGCUGAGUCUUCCAAGCUUGAUGGAAAUCGAGGAAAUAGGUGGACCUGGAGUCGAGGAUGGCACUGAGAGAGAUGUUCCGCAUGUAGACGGUCCCCAGGUUCCAACACUUUUAGUCGACGGAAAAGAGCCUGGUAACGAAGGUCACAAGGCAGAGACUGGGUCCGAACAGGGUAGCGUCUAUGAAGAAAACAGCUUUGGGGAUCAUUCAAUAGAAGACUUAACUAGUCGAGGAGAACUAGAUCUACAUUUAAAAUAUGAUCACCGAAGAAAUUGCCUAUCCGUAAAAGUCAUUGGCAUUAAAAAUCUCAAAUCACGUGACGCCGAGCACAAGACCAACCCGUUCGUGCGGCUAUACCUGUUACCAGAUCGCUCCAAGAAAACGAGGCGUGUCACUAAGAUCAUAAGAGGGUCACUGGACGGAGAAUACCACGAGACGUUUGAAUAUGCAGUUGGUCUUGAUGUUCUUGGUAACCGUCAGCUGGAGUGCGCUGUAAAGAGUGAUCGCGGGCUUAGGAAUCGAUUGAUUGGUACUUCGACCGUUGAGUUGGGAGAGCUGGAGCUAACAGAUGGAUGUGACUUACAAUUGGAAUUAAAGAAAAUCUAAAGUCCUUGGAGACAAUCAUAUAUUAAAGUCUUCUAGAGGAUCUUGAUAGACGUUUGAACCAAAGAAAUGCAGAUUUUUAAAAGGUUUUGAAAAGAUUUGUUCGUGCGGUAGUAUCAUUAGAUAAGUGCUAAUACAAAAUACUUUCUUCAACGCUUAUCAAAUGUUAAGAGAAUAAGAUAGCAAUCCAUAGAGAUCACGAAGUUUUUUUUUAUAAUAAUAGUCCUGUAAGUUUUGCAGUAUGGCAUAUGAAAUAUUACGAAAGAUGCUUAUUGUAGAAUUGUAAAAGCCGCGACAAAAAUUCAUAACGAAAGAUUACGACAAAUCAAGACUUUCAACAAAUUUAAAACUUGUCAUAAAUUAAAAGCAACAGUAAUUGUUGGGACGCCAUACAUUAAACCUGUUAAAUUAUUAAAUAAAACUUAAUAGUACAUGAUAUCUAUUAGACUAUUAAAUAUAGUGACGUUUCGAGGGGUCGGGAAUGCAGCAACCACUGACUCGAAAAUUUCCGCCAAAUCAACAGCAAGUCUUUUAGCAUUAAAUACUGAAAGUAGCACGCAUUUCGUAGCAAAGGAUUUUUCUGUUGCCCUACAAGGGAGCAAAAUUUGGUUUUUUCUCUAUAGAGGCUUUGCACAAUAAAGUGAUGGCAGUAAUGACAAAGGGUGCUGAACAAGAAAAUAAACGUAUUUUAACUACCCUAUAAA
Actinia tenebrosa (Australian red waratah sea anemone) is the source of this 5381-nucleotide messenger RNA. RefSeq names its product extended synaptotagmin-2-A. Gene Ontology annotation, molecular function: phosphatidylethanolamine binding; phosphatidylinositol binding; phosphatidylcholine binding. The record is from RefSeq and is a predicted model, not a curated record. Gene Ontology annotation, biological process: lipid transport. Gene Ontology annotation, cellular component: endoplasmic reticulum membrane. NCBI's taxonomy places the organism in Eukaryota, Metazoa, Cnidaria, Anthozoa, Actiniaria, Actiniidae.